CAAACACACUACAUUCAUUCAAGUAUAAGAAUAUCCUUGUGGUUUCUACAUAUAGCACUUACCAUUUCACUUUGUGCCAGAACGCGCGAAGCUAGUCAACAAUAUUGUCUAUCAAUAGAUAAUUGUUAUUAACAGUUCGAUUUGGUUUUGUUACGUGAUUGUUGAACGGUGUUUUAAUUAUUAUUGUUGGCCAAAUUCUUUAUACGAAUGACUCAGAAACUGUGAAGUGUUUUGUUGUUAUCAGUUGCAAGAAUUAAAAAAAAUAAUUCACCAUGGAAGUCGAAAAUUGUCAAAGUCCUAGUGUAGCAGAAUGGUACAGUGGUCAAGAGAUUUUGAUAUCAGGAGCGACCGGGUUUAUGGGCAAAGUCCUUGUGGAAAAGCUUCUCAGGUGUUGUCCAAACCUUUCAAAAAUUUACCUCCUAGUAAGAGGAAAACGGGGAAGAGAUCCUUCACAAAGACUGGAAGAUUUUGUAAAUUCUCCUGUUUUCGACAACAUACGAUAUUCAGCAAAGGGACAACAUCUAAUAAAUAAACUGCAGUGCAUUUGCGGGGAUGUAACACAAGAAAAUUUGAAACUCUCCAGCCACGAUUUGCAUGUAGUUCAAAACAAUGUAACUGUAGUGUUUCACAUGGCUGCCAACGUUCGUUUUGACCAAAAAUUAAAAGAAGCCCUCCUCAUGAACACAGGAGGUACAAAGAGAAUGCUAGACUUGGCGCUGACAAUUAAAAAAUUGAAAGCAUUUGUUCACGUGUCCACUUCCUAUUGCCACUGCGAUCUUACGAUUUUAGAAGAAAAAAUGUACAAAUCGCCUCAAAGUCCAAGAAAAAUGUUAGAUAUGGUUCAGUGGAUGGACGAGGACAUUUUGGACGUUCUAACCCGUCCUUUACUAAAAAAUGCGCCAAAUACGUACGCUUAUACGAAAUGUUUAACAGAAGAAUUAGUUGGAGAAUACUCUUCACAAUUACCGAUUGCAAUCGCGAGACCAUCGAUUGUAACUGCGGCAUGGAAGGAGCCGAUUCCGGGAUGGGUGGACAACUUGAAUGGACCCACAGGAUUAAUCGUAGGUGCUGGUAAAGGCGUUAUAAGGACCAUGCAUUGUGAUGCUUCCCUAGAAGCUGACAUAAUGCCUGUCGAUGUAUCGAUAAAUGGUCUCAUUUUGGCCGCUUGGAAAGUUGGAAACAAUCCGCCCUCUGACGAACCCUUAGUAGUGAACGUGACUUCUUAUAAGGAUAAUCCUAUCACAUGGGGUGAAGCUCUAGAUUUAGGACGUAAGCAUUUCUACAACAAUCCAUUCAGCGUGUGUCUAUGGUAUCCUGGAGGAAGUAUAAAAUCCAGUUACUUUCUUCAUAUGUUGGCUGUAUUUUUCCUGCAUCUUGUACCGGCGUAUCUGAUUGACUUUUUACUUACACUCACGAGAGGAAAACCUUUGUAAGUAAAUUUGGAUUUAAUAUGGCAUUAAA
This is a messenger RNA of Agrilus planipennis (emerald ash borer), 1461 nucleotides long. Its product is annotated as putative fatty acyl-CoA reductase CG5065. The transcript has 6 exons. Gene Ontology annotation, molecular function: alcohol-forming very long-chain fatty acyl-CoA reductase (NADP+) activity. Gene Ontology annotation, cellular component: peroxisome. Lineage: Eukaryota; Metazoa; Arthropoda; Insecta; Coleoptera; Buprestidae. The coding region runs from base 273 to 1433 and encodes 386 amino acids. Gene Ontology annotation, biological process: long-chain fatty-acyl-CoA metabolic process. The record is from RefSeq and is a predicted model, not a curated record.